CCGCCGGGGUUUGCGCGCGCCACCAGUUCCACCGACUUCGACGUCCUGGAAAGUCCGUUCCUUAAGCUGUGGCCAUUUUUAUUUGUCGCCAGCAGUAUUGGGGAUUUAAUUUCGCCUACCUCUUGAGCCCGGGACGUGAAUUUCCGAGCAGAUCCAGCACCGUCUCACCUGCACACAGUCAUGAAAACCUCCUUUGGGCUCCUGGCCACAAUACUGUGGUGCAUCUUACCAAGUGUCUCAUGGGCUGCUAAGAUAAUUGUAGUCCCUCCAAUAAUGUUUGAGAGCCACCUCUACAUCUUUAAGACACUGGCGUCUGCGUUGCAUGCUGAGGGUCAUGAGACGGUGCUGCUGGUGUCAGAGGGGCGAGACUUGGCGCCGUCGGAGUACUAUCGCCUGCAACGCUACCCAGGUAUUUUCAACAGCUCCUCAGCAGCAGAUGACUUCCUGCAGGCCAAGGUUCACAACAUCUUCUCAGGCCGCCCAACACCGCUGGAGCUCUUUGACAUCCUAGAGCACUAUGCACAGAACUGCGACAGUGUGGUGGGCAGCAGGUCAGUGAUGGCACAGCUGCAGCAGGAACACUUUGACCUACUGCUUGUAGACCCUAACGAAAUGUGUGGCUUCGUGUUGGCGCACAUCCUGGGUGUGCCCUAUGCCGUCUUCAGCACAGGCCUGUGGUAUCCAGCAGAAGUGGGUGCACCAGCACCACUCUCUUAUGUACCCGAGUUCAACUCCUUGCUAACGGACCACAUGACGCUGACACAGAGAGUGACCAAUACUGUUGUGUAUUUAGCCUCACGUAUAGGAGUGCACCUGCUUGUGCUGCCCAAGUACGACCGAAUAAUGUGGCGUCACGCUGUGCAGCCACCAGCCUCCAUGCAUGAACUGGUACAGGGCAGUCGUCUAUGGAUGCUUUGUACUGACUUGGCUCUAGAGUUUCCUCGGCCCACGUUACCACACGUCGUCUAUGUUGGUGGAAUCCUCACCAAGCCACCGAGCCCUCUGCCACAGGAAUUUGCUACCUGGGUGAACGAGACAGACGAGCACGGGUUUGUGGUGGUUUCGUUCGGCGCAGGAGUGAAGUACCUCUCUGAUGACAUCAGUUACAAGCUGGCAGGAGCACUGAGCCGUCUACCUCAAAAAGUCAUCUGGAGGUUUUCUGGAGUUCCCCCGAGGAACCUGGGUAACAACACGAAGCUGGUGGAAUGGAUGCCACAGAAUGACCUGUUGGGACACAAAAACACGAGGGCAUUCUUGAGCCACGGCGGCCUGAACAGCAUCUAUGAAGCCAUGUACCACGGCGUGCCGGUCGUCGGAGUGCCGCUCUUCGGCGAUCAUUAUGACACCAUGACGCGAGUGCAAGCCAAAGGCAUGGGCAUCAUGCUGGAGUGGAAAAAAAUGAGCGAGGAGGAUCUUUAUACGGCCAUGCUCAGCAUCAUCACAGACAGCAGGUAUAGAGAAAAAGCCCUGAAGUUGUCCGAGAUCCACAAAGAUCAGCCUGGCCAUCCAGUGACACGUGCCGUUUACUGGAUCAAUUACAUCCUGCGGCAUCACGGUGCCGAGCACCUGCGCUCGGCCGUCUACGGCGUCCCCGUCUACCAGUACUUCCUGCUGGACGUCGCCGCCGCCCUGGUGGCUGCCUUGUUUCUAGUCUGCUACUGCGUGUACUGGAUAGUUCGACUGGCCCGCUCGUGUUUGAGGAGACGCAUGGCCGUGGUGGAAAAGGCCAAUGGACACUGUCACAACGGCAUCGCAAACGGCAAGCACAAACGCAACGGCCACGCCAAGAGCCUCGACAAGAAGCUCAAAUAACACCUACGCAAAAAUAAAUAAAAAAUUAAUAGACGCUGAAGCUAUACUAAAGAGGAAAAACUAACGAAAUGCCACGAUCGACAGGAGGUAAAUACACAGCUAAACAAAACAAGAGGAAGGCGUGAGCUGAUAGCCAAAUGGAACGUGAGUGAGGAAACAAAAAAAGAUAUUUGGAUUGUGCUUUUUCAUUGAUCAGAGUCUGAUUUCUUCACUCGUCCGUUUGGAUCCAGCGAACAUCGGUGUGUGAUUCGGAAUCUCGAAUCCAUCCUUGCAGAAGAAAAAGUGACAGUUUUAAUGUUACAAAUAGAUUUUAUUAACUAUCCCUCCUGACGAUGUCUUAAGUUUCAGGUGUCUGUAUAGAAUAUCUGCAUUUUUUUUUUUUUUUUUCAACUAAUUGUUUUGGAAAUAUUUUCUUGCUAUCCCUUAUCAAUCUCGAAGGUGCUCACAUUCUCUAAAUAUAAUUGUUAGUUGUUGAGAAUGAGAGAGAUUAGAAUGACUGUGGGCCUUAGACAAAAAAUACAACCCUUAAUGACUUUGAUCUCCAAUUCUUAACUGGUCUAAAGAUUAUCACCAAUGGUGCAAAAGAUUAUGUUUCUAUUUUAAUACCUCUCUACGAAGGACUGUUUUCACUUAACUGCCUCCAAUGUUACCCACAAUGCCGAUAGUGAUGAUGGGGAUGAUAGUGAUGAUGGUGAUGAUGGUGAUGAUGGGGAUGAUAGUGAUGAUAGUGAUGAUGGUGAUGAUAGUGAUGAUAGUGAUGAUAGUGAUGAUGGUGAUGAUGGUGAUGAUGGUGAUAGUGAUGCGGUGACGAUUUAGCCAUUAUUUCAUCCCUGCCUAAAGAGAGCAUUGCAGCGGCACUUUAGUCCUUCAGUCUGUGCUGCUCUCACCUCGUCAUCCCGUGCCACGAGAGCACAUCGAAAACAUUGCACCAGCUGACAAAUCAGCACCAGACUCACUAAACACGAAUAUUAUAACAUAAGCGUGAUUUUAUUUAUUUUUUUUUUUUUUGAGGGUGAAAUUUUCCUAACACUGAUAACACAGUGCGAUUUAGUGAAACUGUGCGUAAGUGCUGCUGCUACCAGGUAAUCCUAGUUCGCCAUAGAGCAAGCCCACCUGCCAUUGUUAAUUUUUUUUUUCUAUUAGGAUCUUUAAAUCUUAAUUUAAACGAAAUCCUUUAAAGCGUAGACGUGUUUGUUUCAAGCGUGUAGACGUGUUUUCAACCGAUAGACAAUAGUCAUAGAUUGCACACAAACGUUCCCAAUAUACUUCUUGUCUCAUAAACAGAAAAACACACGAUUUAAUCUUCCACUUUAUUCUUUUUCUUUGUCCUCACACUCCCUUUCAUUUUGCCUUCAGGCACUUAACUCUGUGUUUUUUGUGAAACAGGUUUGAUUGUUGAUGUGUAGAAUAAACGUAGAGCUGAUGUACGUCCGGAGGGGGUGUGUCCUCUGAGGCCUUAUAUUGUAAAUCUUUGGUACUGUAGUUGAAAUCUCAUGAUACACCAUGCCUCUUUGGAACCGCCCUUUUUAAAAAAAAAGAAAAAAAAUUUAAUUGAGCUGUGAUCGUUUUAUCGUACCACUGCUGCUUGAAGAGUUCCAAUCAUUUCACGCAAAUCAGAAUGAUUUGUACUUUUUCUAGUGAUCGCUCAUGCAACACAACACGAUUAGAAAUUAUUUCCAGCUAUAUGGCAUAAUUUAGAAAGAGAAAGAGAGAGAGGAAGGAAAUUACUCUUAAAUCCCUUGAUUUGUACGACUAAACAUUCAAGUAAAGUGUAACCACCUUUUUUUUUUCCCUUCGUCUUCUUUGGAUUGACUUGUCAGAACUUUGCAGUGAAACACACACUGACUGACAUCUCGGUCCAGUGAGCAUGUCAGAUAUUAAAAGCGUGUAAAUAAUUCAGACGUUUCAGCCAUUUUCUCUGUGAGCUUUAGCCAUUUUUACCAGCCAAGCACUGUUUAUAUAAUUUAUGUCCAUACUUGAAUAUUGUACUGUACAUGGCUGCGAAUUGGCUGGAAAGGCACAUAGGCUAUGACUGGAGAAAUGACUACACCCUGAUAACUCUUUCAUUCAUUUAGCCCUCACUUUCUGCUCACUUUUUUUGGUCACAAUUACAGUAUUAAUAGAUGCCUAAUAGCUGAAGGAAUAACUUUAGUUGCUUAAUGUAGUGCACGACGAGUGUGUCUGAGUAACUAUAUAAAGUGUGUGUGUAUGUGCGCCGUCUUUAUAGAGCUCGUUUAAAACAUGCUACAAGAAAACUUUCCUUUUUAUUUCUUAACCACUUUCUGUCCCUUUAGUGUCAGGUUCCGCUGAGUUUAUACCUGCUUACGCCUUUUUUUUUUAUUAAGUAAUGAUUUAAAUAUUUUAAGUGUCUAUCGUGUGUCAGUUGUAAUGUAAAUAUAGUAUGUAAACAAAAAUACUAAUGUUAAAUAAACAUUAAAUAUUUUGUUUGCCUAAAA
Messenger RNA from Tachysurus vachellii, 4268 nucleotides. RefSeq names its product UDP glycosyltransferase 8 (gene ugt8). Bases 181 to 1812 code for a protein of 543 amino acids. Gene Ontology annotation, molecular function: UDP-glycosyltransferase activity. The transcript has 6 exons. Lineage: Eukaryota; Metazoa; Chordata; Actinopteri; Siluriformes; Bagridae. The record is from RefSeq and is a predicted model, not a curated record.